This is a messenger RNA of Gastrolobium bilobum, 1080 nucleotides long. Its product is annotated as E3 ubiquitin-protein ligase AIP2. The record is from RefSeq and is a predicted model, not a curated record. Gene Ontology annotation, molecular function: ubiquitin protein ligase activity. Gene Ontology annotation, biological process: protein ubiquitination. Gene Ontology annotation, cellular component: cytoplasm. The transcript has 6 exons. Lineage: Eukaryota; Viridiplantae; Streptophyta; Magnoliopsida; Fabales; Fabaceae. The coding region runs from base 1 to 969 and encodes 322 amino acids.
AUGGAUUCCGCUUCUGGUGAGUCACCUUCAAUGGAAUCAGAGUAUUUGGUGAAACAAGAAUUGGAGGAAUUGCAGAAACAAUUGGGGAAGAAGCAAAAUUUUGAGGCUGCUGUUUCGUCUCUCAAAUCCAUGCUCCAACACAAAUAUCCAUCAGCUUCUCCCUCUCUCAGAAAAUCCUUUUAUUUGGUUAUAUGCCGGGUUGCUACUGUGUUGAAGACAAGGUAUACAGCACCGGGUUUCUGGAAUGCUGGACUGGGCCUUUUUGAGCAGGCUCAGUUGCUUGUUUCUGAACCUUCUGAGAAGGAACACUUGAAGGCUUGCAUUGCCCAGGCAAGGGAACAUUUGCAUCUAGGAGACAACCCAUCACAAGCUUCGCAACUCGUAGAGAAUCAUGCAAACAGAGGAUAUCUUUUUGAGGGGCACCUUACAGUGGAUCAAGAGCCACCACAGCCUCAAUGGUUGGUGGAAUCAAACCUCUUGAGCACAGCUGCUACACUAUUUGCUGCUGAAUCGUCUCAAGGUUCAGCUGCAAAUGAUACAACACCAGAAAAUGCCGCAAAUGUGCUUCAAGAGCUUAUAAAUAGAUUGGAAGAAGUUGUGCCCCUGAUGGAUAUAGAUCCUGUAGCUCCAAAAGCCCCUCCUGCCAGUAAAGAAGUUGUGGCAAAACUUCCAGUCAUCACUCUCACAGACGAAAUCCUGGCUAAUCUGGGGAAAGAUGCAGAGUGUUCAAUUUGCAGAGAAAACUUGGUUUUAAAUGACAAAAUGCAAGAGUUGCCAUGCAAGCACACAUUCCACCCACCAUGUCUAAAGCCAUGGCUGGAUGAGCACAAUUCUUGUCCAAUCUGUCGAUAUGAGCUGCAAACUGAUGAUCGUGCCUAUGAGAGCUGGAAGGAACGCGAAAAGGAAGCCGAAGAAGAGAGGAAAGGUGCCGAAAAUGCCAUUCGAGGUGGUGAAUACAUGUAUGUUUAGACGGCUAUUCAAUGUAUGGUUAAUAAUAAGAUUUGUUCGUGUAAUAUUGGAUUUGAAAUUUUCUUUUGGUGACUAAUUGUGUAUUCAUUAUUAUUUGAAGCUAUAGAUUUA